AUGGCUACAGUCAAGGAUUCCGCUGAUGGCGAGAAAGCUGUCAUCGAGGUGGAAGAACACGCUACAAAGGGCACAUCAGAGGAUGAGAUCGCACCGGUUACUUCAGCGUAUGCUGGCUUCACACGUGGAGCUCUGAUUCGAAAAUUCAAGCGACUCUACGUGACUGGCCUGAUGGUGGCUCUUGGAGGAGUGUACGCCGGCUAUUGCAACUCCGUGAUCGGUAGCAUCGUUGCCAACAGAGGAUUCAUCCAGGCAUUUGCAACCGUUCAUGACCCCAAGACUGGCAAACUCGUCCUCGACGCACAGCAUGUGUCCAUAUGGGCCGCCGUGAACUAUGCCUCACAAAUUACUUUUCAAUUCAUCUCCCCCUUCACGGCCGAUCGGUUUGGUCGCAAGUUCAACAUGUGGGUGUUCACCUUCUUCCUGACUCUGUCCAUCAUACUUGCGAUCGUUGCACAAAACUAUAUUGUCCUCGCACUCUCCCGUGUCGCAGGUGGAUGUGCAAGUGGCAUGAUCUCUACAGCUUGUAUGGUCUACAUGUCUGAGAUUGCUCUGCCCCAGUUUCGUGGUGCCAUGCUGGGUGCCUUCUCACUUGCUUUCGCCCUCGGACAGGUCUUUUUGGCGAUCGGCCUCAAGACGCUCGACGUCACAGCUCCCUAUCAAUUCCGUCGCAUGUUCUAUUCGGAAUUCGUGUUCUUUGGUCUUUGGUUGGUUCCAGUGAUCUAUCUUCCUGAGACUCCUGCAUGGUAUGCGACAAAAGGGAGACAUGAAGAAGGAAAGAAAGCCCUGCACAAGCUGGUCGGUAACGUCGAAGGCUAUGAUCUCGAUCGUGAGUAUGGAGUCGUUCGAUUCGAGGCCGAGAAGUCGAUUGCCCUUGCUAAAUCCCACGGUAACUCCGACUGGAGCGCCCUUUUCACCAAGAACAACAUCAAACGAAUCAUCGUGGCAACCCUACCUUUCACCUUCCAGAAUUUUGUCGGUGUUGCUCUGAUAUUCGGGUUCACCACCUACUUUUUUCAACUGGCGAAUCUCAAGGAUCCCUUCCUCGGAAAAAUCAUAAUCCAACUCGUUCUUCUCACCGGAUUAGUCGUAUCAUUCUACUUCGUUGAUAAGGUCGGUCGGCGAAAGUUGGUCAUCUGGGGUGGAGUAGUCCUGGGCAUUAUCUGCUUCAUCGUUGGCGGCCUAGGCUUCCGGGAGCAAACCAGUGCCUCGGGCGUAGGAUUGAUUGUACUCUGUGCAGUCUGGGCCUUUGUCUACGCCAAUUCUAUGGCUCCAAUUGGCUGGAUUUCUCUCGUCGAAGUAUCAAGCCCUCAGCUUCGUGCAAAGACUACUGCCUGCGCUGCCAUUAUACAGGCUUGUACGGGAUUGAUCUUCUCGUACACGGUCCCAAUCAUGCUUUCUAACCAAGGGGCGGGUUGGGGACAGAAGAUUGGUCUAUUCUUUGGCGGAAUCACCUUCGUAUACCUAUUACCCGUUAUUUUCUUCUAUCCGGAGACCAAGAACCGUACGUAUGAAGAGCUAGACGAGCUGUUUGAGCGUGGUAUCCCCGCCUGGAAAUUCGAAACCACAAAGACAAGACAUCAGACGGCAGUUGCGGCUGAGAGAACUCACGAGCCGUGA
Messenger RNA from Exophiala bonariae, 1620 nucleotides. RefSeq lists its product as uncharacterized. The record is from RefSeq and is a predicted model, not a curated record. NCBI's taxonomy places the organism in Eukaryota, Fungi, Ascomycota, Eurotiomycetes, Chaetothyriales, Herpotrichiellaceae. Gene Ontology annotation, molecular function: carbohydrate:proton symporter activity. Gene Ontology annotation, biological process: transmembrane transport; carbohydrate transport. The transcript is spliced from 6 exons. Gene Ontology annotation, cellular component: membrane. The coding region runs from base 1 to 1620 and encodes 539 amino acids.